CGGCGGCGAAUCAAAUCGACGGUGACUUCUUCACACUCACAUUUCUCUCUCUCCGCCGCCUGUUUUUGUAUGUGUUUUGGUGAUCACUUUUGAAACUUUGCUCCGAUAACUUCAACAAUAAUUCGCCGGAUUUCGUUUCUUGCGAUGAAUUGCGAUAGAAUCAGCGAAUUGCCAGAUUCUUUGCUAACUCAAAUACUCUCAUACCUUCCAACCAAAGAUUCCGUUAAGACUAGCGUUUUAUCUAAAAGAUGGGAAUUUCUCUGGCUUAGGGUUCCUGUUCUUGACUUAAAAGUCAGCAAUUUCCCUGAAGAAAACUACGCGAGCUUUAUCGACAAUUUUCUCGAGUUUAAUCGAAAUUCACGAAUGCGAAAAUUCAAGUUGAAGUAUGAUGAAUACACUUAUGAUGAUGAUCGGUUGGCGGGGUGGGUUGUAACAACGGUUGAUCGCGGAAUUCAGCAUUUGGAUGCUAAUGGUUUUGAGACUGAUAUGUGUGUAAGAGAGUUCAUGCCUCAAAACAUAUAUAAGAGCAAUACAUUAGUGUCGUUGGUGCUUGUAACCGUAGGAAUCGAGAAUCCCGAGUUCGUUGUUUCUUUACCGUCUCUUAAGAAAAUGCAUUUAGAAGAUGUUUGGUAUUGGGAUGAUCCUUUGGUCAUUGAGAAGGUUAUCUCAGGUUGUCCUGUUCUUGAAGAUCUUGUAUUGAUUAGGGCUAUUGAUUUUUGUGUUCUAGAUGAUCUGCGGUUUCUUAAGGUGAGGUCUAAGAGUCUUAAAAGCUUUCGUCUUGCGUUUGAGUAUAGUAUGGCUGGUACAUAUUUUUCGGUUGAGGUUGAUGCUCCUAGACUCGAGUAUUUGAAUUUUAAUGAUAACCAAUCUGAUAUGAUUGUAGUCAAGAACCUAAAUUCUUUAUCGAUGAUCGAUAUUGAUACUGAAUUUAAUGUUAAGUUUGGCGGCAGUCCUUUGGAACCGGAGGAUUUACGCAAGAGAGAUAUUAUCCGUGAUUUUUUAACCGGGAUAUCUUGUAUAAGAGAUAUGAUCAUCUCUCAGCGUACUUUAGAGGUCCUCUAUCUAUAUUCCAAAUUGGGACCGAUUCCCAAAUUCGAUAACUUGUACCGUUUACAAGCUGCGUUUUCUAGAUCCAUGUUCCAGUUGUUGCUUGUCUUUCUUGAGAGCUGCCCCAAUCUGGAAAACCUCAUCUUGGACUUUGCUGUUUCAACGGAGCCUGAGCAAGAUGGACUUACCUAUGUCCCUCAGUGUUUGUUAUCGACUCUGGAGUGUGUUGAGAUUAGAGAAUUGAUUAUGGGAGAAGAAACCGGGAAGAAAUUAGUGAGCUAUUUUCUCAAGAAUUCAGUAGUUCUCCAGAAACUCAUUGUGCGUUUCAAGGAUUCUUCGAUAGCAACCCAAGAUUCAGAUAUCUUCAAGGAGCUUCGUACUUUCACAAAGCGUUCUCGCAGCUGUGAGGUCAUCAUUCAUUGACAAUGUUUAGAAGAUCAGUGUAGUGAUAUUUUGUUAUGAAAAAUUGCAAUUAGGCCUAGCAUUUUCCAGACAUUGGUGUGGAUAAUAUUAACUGU
Messenger RNA from Arabidopsis lyrata subsp. lyrata, 1565 nucleotides. RefSeq names its product F-box/FBD/LRR-repeat protein At2g26030. The transcript is spliced from 4 exons. The coding region runs from base 145 to 1470 and encodes 441 amino acids. The record is from RefSeq and is a predicted model, not a curated record. Gene Ontology annotation, molecular function: protein binding. Lineage: Eukaryota; Viridiplantae; Streptophyta; Magnoliopsida; Brassicales; Brassicaceae.